Messenger RNA from Linum trigynum, 4994 nucleotides. Lineage: Eukaryota; Viridiplantae; Streptophyta; Magnoliopsida; Malpighiales; Linaceae. The record is from the annotation of a GenBank genome assembly.
AACAAACUGAUGACAUGUGUUAUAGGCUUUCUAUAACAUGAGUCUUCCGCAAUAAUUAAGUACACUACAUAAACCUUAUGCAGGAUAGUUAUUUAUUAUGCAUCACUUAAAUAAACGGAUUACAUAUGUGGAUUACAUAAUAAUUAAUACAUUAUGUGAAAUUUAAGUAGGUAACUAUCUGAAUAGUUUUGUUAUUAAUAAUGAUUAAUACAUUAUGUGAAAUUUAAGUAGGUAAUUAUCUGAAUAGUUUUGUGAAUUCUAGUAUUUCAAAUAAACUUUUAGUUUCUUACCGUGUCAGAGCGUGGCCAAAAAACUAGUGAGCAUUAACAUAGCUAGUGAGUGUCUGAGUGAUCAUGAUCAAUGGUCAUGAAACCUCUUCCCUCUGCGCCCUGCCUUAGUUCAGAAGCAAGUCAUGGUGAAAUCAAGAAAUUUUCUUAAGGAAGUGAUAGGAUCACAUGGCUCCCGAUUAGAAUGAUAUUUAAAAAAAUACUCAGAAAAAUUACAAAAUUGUCAUUCGGAAAAAGUCUUCCAAAUUAGCGAUUAAAUAGACUUUAUUAUCGGUGGAGAAUAGUUUCAGGCUGAAUUUGUGAUCUGAAACCUUCAAAAUCUAAGAAAAAUUGCAUAUCUAAAAAAUUGCCCAAUAAAUUACGAAAAUGUCCUCAUAAGAAAAAAUCACCAAAUCAAGGACCGAUAGACUUCAUCAUCGAUGGAGAAUAGCCUAAAGCUGAAUCCGUAAUCCAUAGCCCUCACAAUCCAAGAAAAAAAUGUCUCAAAUCUUGAUAGCCCGAAAAAAAUCCACCCAAAUAGCUGCUUAAUAGACUUAAUCAUUGGUGAAGAAUAGUCUCAGGCUGAAUCUGCGAUCUGUAGCCUUAAAAUUCAAAAAAUGAUCUUUAAAAAAAAUUGCACAAAAAAUUAUAAAAAUGUCCUUAAAAAAAUCCCCUCAAAUGGGUGAUUAAUAAACUCUGUCAUCAUUAGAGAAUAGUCUCAGGCUGAAUAUGUGAUGUGUAUCCUUUAUAAUAAAUAAAAAAUUGGUCUUUGGAUAAAAUUACUCAAAAUCUACGAUGUUAUCUCUUUGGAAUCUGCAAAAAAAUGGUACAGGAAAAAAUUCACCCAAAUCAUUGCUUAAUAGACUUAUCAACGGUGAAUAAUAGGCUUAGACAAAAUUCGUGAUCUGUAGCCUUCAAAACCAAAGAAAAACGGAAUUUUGAAAAAAUUGCCCAAAACUAUUGGAAAAUGCCCUCUAAAAAAAUCCACCAAAAUUGUCAAUUUAUAUACUUUAUCAUUGGUGAAAAAUAUUCUCAGACCGAACCAAUGAUCUCUAGUUUUCAAAAUCCAAAGUAAUUGAUCUUUCGAAAAAAUUCCUGAAAUCUAUGAUUGUACCCAUUUGGAAUCAUCAAAAAAUUUACUUGGAAAAAUCCACCCAAAUAGGUGCUUUAUUGUAUUAAUCCACGGCGUAUAAUAGCCUCAAGCAUAAUAUGUGAUCUAUAGACUUCAAAAUCAAAAGAAAAUGACAUACAAGAAAAAUCAUCCAAAAAUUUCAAAAGUGCACCCCGAAAAAUAUCCGUCCAAAUUAAUAAUUAAUUGGACUUUAUCAUCGGUGGAGAAUAGCCUUUGGCCGAAUCCGUGGUCUGUAGCCUUCAAAAUCUAAACAAAUUGGUCUUUCAAAAAAAUCACUCGAAAUAGUGAUCCCUUUGGAAUAUGUUAAAAAUAGACUCAGAAAAAUCCUCCCAAAUCGGUGCUGAAUAAACUUACUCAAUAGUGAAAAAUAACCUCAGAACGAAUUCGUAGUAUGUAGACUUCAAAAUAAAAAAAAGAAAUUAUGAAAAUGGGUGAUUAAUAAACUUUAUCAUCAGUGGAGAAUAACUUGAGGUUGAUUUCACGAUCAGUAGCCUUCGAAAUCGAAGGAAAAUAAUAUUUCAAAAAAAGCACCCAAAAAUUACGAAAGUUCCCUCGGGAAAAAGUUUCCACAAAUCACCGAUUGAUAAACUUCAUCAUCUAUGAAGAAUAACAUAAAGUCUAAUUCGUGAUCCGAAACCUUCAAAAUACUUGGAAAAUAAUCUUUCAAAAAAAGCCUGAAAUCUGUAAUGAUACCCCCCUUUGGAAUCUGCCAAAAAUGACCCCGAAAAGUAUUCGCCCAAAUCGGUGUUUAAUAGAUUUAUUCAUCGUGAAGAAUAGCCUCAGACCCAAUUCGUGAUUUGUAGGCUUCAUAAUCCAAAGAAAUUGGUCUUUCGAAAAUUUGUCUGAAAUCUGCGAUGCUACCCCUUUGAAAUCUGCCAAAAACACAUUGGCAGGGAGGAGAAGACUGUAUUAGCUACCUUAUUGAUAGAGUCAUAAGGAAAGUACAAUUAUGGAAGAGUCGACUCUUAUCAUUUAGUGGCGAAUAGGGGACGGAAGGAAGGUCGAUGUGCGGCUGGACAGAUGGGUACCACCAGCAGACAAUUAGAAAGUUUCAUCCCCAGUAAUCCCUCUAAAGGACAACACUGUAGUUGUGGAACUAAUUGAUUAUGAACAGAGAGUUUGGAAGAUGGAAGUGUUGGAAGAUUGUUUCAAUCAGACUAAUCGAGAAGGCAUAGGGAGGGACAAGAAGAAGUUUAUGUCCCAAUUAGUUGGAAGAUCUUCUGGUAGAUCAAGGUACCACCAAAGGUUAAGAUUUUUGGUUGUAGGUGGAUCAAGAAUCUUCUUCAUGUUAAGAAGAAUGUGGUGGACAAAAUCCAUAAAGGGUGUGAAGAGUGACCUUUCUGCGGUUUAAUGGAAACCCAAGAACAUAUCUUUCGGGAAUGUGCGUGUGGAUUCGCGGAGUCUGGCACUCGAGUGUUCUAAAAGACCUAUUUCUAAAGGGGGGGGGGACUUAGUUGUGAGAACUGGAUGUGUGUAUUACAUGAGACUGAAUCUCAGGAGAAGAUUGGUGAAUUCCUGGUGGCAUUGUUGUUCAUCUGGGCGGAAAGAAACAAUCAGAUGUGAAAUGGGAAAAAGAAGGAGGAAUAUGAAAUAAUGAGUUGUGCGGAGAGAUGGUUAGAGGAAUACCUUGAACAUAAUCGAAGCGAAGAGGGCACCACACAAAUAGCCCAGAUGCAUUGGGAAGCACCAAUUGAUGUUGGAGUGAAGAUAAAUGUUGACACAUCAGUUUUGAAGGAUCAAGGUGUGAGGUUUGGAGUGGUGAUUCAUGAUUUGCAUGCGAGAUUUUGGGGGGCGGCAGUGAAGAGGAGCAGAAUCUGGUGGUCGCCAGCCCUGGCAGAGUCCCUGGUGAUCUUGUAUGGAGUGGAGCUGGGAUGGAGGAUGAGGAUAGAGGAGUGUGUAGUGGAAUCUGAUUGUCUGUUCACCAUUUCCCAGUUGAGAAGUGGAGAACCAGAGGAAUUAGAAGUGUGAGAUGUGUGUUCCGAAGUGCUGGAGAAAGCAAGGGGACCGGGUUGGGUCGAAUGGGCUCAUGUGGGCCGGAAUGGAAACAAAGCAACACACCAAAUGGCCCAUGUAUUGUGCAAUUGGCAGGAGGAAGAAGUGGGGGAGAGUAUUCCCCCUGUUUUUUUGUAGCCCAAUCAAAGGAGGAUGCUUUUAUAUCAUUUUCAAAUUAAUAAAAUUCAUAUGAUUAUAAAAUACUCUAAUGAAAACGUUCUUUCGAAAAGAUAUCCCAAAAAUUACGAAAAUGCCCUCCGAAUUUAAUUCGCUCAAAUUGACGAUUAAUAGAAUUGGACCAUGUGGGUUGGACUUUCAUUUCUAUGUCUCACAUUGUAUCUCUCCAUGGGUCUAGGGAUGACAAUCAAACCCAUGAUUGUGGGUAACCGAGCUUCUCUGAUCCCUCAACGCGGGGAAUUCCCUCAUUGGCUGAGUAUGGGGUGGGUAUGGGUAAAACUGUAAAAAAGUUUGAUGGGUAUGAGGCGUGUAUGGUUUUAGCCUCCCCGCCUCACCGAGAAUUAUUUAUUCACAUAUUAAAAAUACAUGGAUCAAAUUGUAACCUAUAAGUGAUAGUGAAGGUAACUGAAAAAUAAAUAGUAAAAAUGUAAUUGAGUAGCCACCCAAAUCAAAACCAACUCCUUUUCCUCAAUUCUCCCUUCAUUCUUUCACUUUUUUCUCUUGUUAACAAGAUAAUUAUGUUAGUUAAUUAAUACUUAGUAGAUGAAUGAGAGUUAGAGAAUAAUGAUUGGGAAAAUAUUCUACUCUAUCUAUUGAAUUAAUGGAUAUUUUACAACCAUAUGAUUUGAACCGUAUUAAAAAUAAUUGUAUCUUUGUUGAAUUCAUGAUAUAGUAGGUCCAUCUAGUAUUAUACUUGAAAAUUUACAUGUAAAUAAUAAGUAUAUUAAUGUUAAAUGUAUAGGGGCGGGUAUUAUCCAAGGUACUCGAAACCCACGAAUAUGAAAAUGGAUUUGAAAAACCUUUUCCACAUGGAUAUGAGACGAGUACGUAGUUGGAUAUUUGAAGACGGUGAUGGAGAUGGCUUAGGAAAACAUAUUGUAAAGUUUGUUCUCCACUGAUCGAAGUGCAAUAUACCUGCUAUCAAUUGUACUAAACGAAGAAUAAUCACACACAAACAUAGAGCUUAACGUGGUAUCCCCAACGAAUAUCGUUGAAACUCAUCCACGAAGAUUAGCAACCUCUCAGAGUCAAUUGUAUUUCACUGAGAAUGCUUAGGUAACAAGACUAGUCGGCAUCUUCUAUUUAACUAGCUGACUCGUAAAUCCUAUCUCCCAAGCCAACCCAACUGCCUACACGUAUAUGGAUUUGUUGUUAAUUUACAAUUGAUCCCUAUACUUCUAACACCCGCUUCUUUGUAAAAAUUUACACACUACUAUAAGGGAAUUCAACGUGAGGAGGGAGUUUAAACCCAAUUUGGAGCUCUCUGCACAUCCCAUGGAAGGAUGCAUGUGUCUUUUUGUUUUUUGUUUUUUUUUUCUUUUAUGAAUUUACGACCUCUUCUCACUUAUUCGACUGAAGAGAAAGAAUUUCAUUACUAGACCCAAAGCCCCAAACUACAAGUUGGUCAAUAUAUAAGGCAAUAUUUU